AUAUCAUAUGGAUGCUCGGUAAAUGUAUGUUGAGUUGUUCUAGAAUAAUAAAUAUUUCAUUCAUUUUUCUUAGGCAAAGUUCCUCCAGACCAGGCGUGCAUAUAAAAUAGCUUUGACAGGCGUCCGAGAUCUAUUUCAGAGCUAAGUUUCGUAAAAACCCUAUUCAAAUCUGUAGAAAUGGAUUUGAAAGCAUCGAAACCCUUCAGAAAGGUUCAGUAUUCGAUGGAAAUUUUUGGUAUUUGGUCCGACCAGAGAACCACGAAACAUACAGUUUCUCGAUUACUGUAUAUUAUAAUUUGCGUCCUAUUCAAUGUUUCUUGCUGUCUUGGAUUCUAUUAUCAGCUGGAGACGAGAAAAAUAACUUUCAUUUUUUCGAACAUGGCCAUACUGCUUGUAGGAGGUUACGGAAGUAUUGCCAUUUUGUUACAAAACCAAAAAUCGUUCAAUAAUUGGCUUAGAGGCAUGUUUCAAAACGAGAAAUUUCUCAACUGUCAUCCUAACGAAACAUUGAGAAAUAUUUAUCGAUCGAAUCUCGCUAAAAUUUGGCCAGAAACUCUAUUUCGUCUGAACAAAUGGUCUAUUUUCACAGCGGAGGCAAUGCUUAUUGGAGUUUUUUUUCUUCACACUUAUAAAAAGCUAAAUGUAAAAGAAGAAUGUGUUGCUUCCAAAGAUUGCAGCAUGAUAUACAUAGGAUAUUAUUAUUCACCCUGGAACGUUGAUGAAUAUUACUGGUUAGCUAAUUUGGAAAAUGUAGCUUUUGGUGGAUUCUGUUGUGUUGUUGUAUACUGGAGAGAUAUGUAUUUCACCUGUUUCAUCUGUUACCUCAGGUGUAAACUUAAGGUCUUGUCUUAUGUCGUUGGUCAUUUGGACGAAUUCGUUGAUAACAGUUUGAAUGAAGAGGAAUAUUUUCAUGAGGUGAGCUGUGUUAUUAAGCAGUGCAUCCAAGAGCACCAAAGUAUAUUCAGGUAA
Coccinella septempunctata (seven-spotted ladybird) is the source of this 969-nucleotide messenger RNA. RefSeq lists its product as uncharacterized. The transcript is spliced from 2 exons. Lineage: Eukaryota; Metazoa; Arthropoda; Insecta; Coleoptera; Coccinellidae. Gene Ontology annotation, cellular component: membrane. The coding region runs from base 178 to 969 and encodes 263 amino acids. Gene Ontology annotation, biological process: sensory perception of smell. Gene Ontology annotation, molecular function: odorant binding; olfactory receptor activity. The record is from RefSeq and is a predicted model, not a curated record.